UGAAUUAUUUUUAUUUCAGUGGAUGAGUACAUUCACGUUGCGAAGGAGAAGUAUGGCUACAACACGGAACAGGCACUUGGAAUGCUGUUUUGGCACAAAUACAAUGUGGCCAAGUCGCUAGCAGAUUUGCCUAAUUUCACACCAUUUCCGAGCGAGUGGACUGUUGAAGAUAAGGUUCUGUUUGAGCAGGCAUUCAGCUUCCAUGGAAAGAGCUUUCACCGAAUCCGACAAAUGCUCCCAGACAAGUCUAUAAGCACUCUUGUACGAUACUAUUACCAAUGGAAAAAGACAAGAACACGAACCAGUCUGAUGGACCGGCAUGUACGCAAGCUGACGUCUGCCCAAAAGGAUAAUGAUGAGAAUGAAAGCGGUGAGAAUAGCAAUGACAGUGACUUUGACCCAGAUAAGGAGACACAAAAGGGUGAUGGGUCCAAGAGCGGCUGUUCAAAUUGUGCUGCAACCAUGAGUCAGCUGCAUACAACCCCAAAGGGUCAGUUUUGCAACCAGUGCUACAGUUAUUGGAGACGAACUGGUGUAAUGCGAGUCCAUACUGGCCCAGUGCGUAAUGAAUCGCACAGUUUGCGCCAUCAUCCCGUACGCACGAGAAAGAAACCACCCAAGGGGAUGUACAUCAAUGCUGAUGACUUGAUGGUGAUGACAAAUGCUGCACAGUCGGAGAUCAUCUUCAAGGAGUUGGAUACAGAAAUGACCAAUAAGAAGAGAGAAGUACAAUACAAUAAACAGCUUCUAAGCCAACAACGCAAUAGUAUGACCGACAAGUUUGAAGAAUACCGUCCUCAAGUUUCGACUCAGCGAAAUAACGUACGAUGGACGAAUGAUGAACUACUGUUAGCUGUGCAAGCUGUCAGAAAAUAUGGAAAGGAUUACCAAGCAAUAGCUGAUGUUGUUGGUAAUAAGAAUAUUCAGCAAUGCUCUAGUUUCCUGGUGAACUACAGAAGGCGCUUCAACUUGGACCAGGUCUUGGAAGAGUAUGAGGCUGACCAGGCUGCUAGCAAUGACCACAAGAAUACUGAGUCAGUUUUGUCAGAGAAGCAGUUGCCGUUACCAAGUCAGGUGACUGGAAUGGUAGCCAAUGUACCUCCCCCAUUACUAAGACCAUCCCAUCAACCAUCUCCAAAGACCUCCGUCUCGGCACAAUCAAGAUUUCUACAGCCUCCUAGGUCAGCCCUGCAGCAGCUUCCACCGCCACUAAUUCGGCCGGCAUCUAACCUUCCUCCCAGCCAGCAUAGAGCUCAUCCUGCUAUUACAGGCCCUCUGUCAAGGCCUCCUCAGUUAGUUGGUAAUCAGAAUCCGCAAGAGAGCCCUGUCUCACAGUAAAAGACUUUAAGAAUUUUUUUUUUUAACUCAACAAUUUAAUAGACUGGUAGAUUGCAUCUGUUUUUGUUUGAUUAUUAUGUAAUUAUAAUAUUUAGUUGUUUAUAACAUUUUCGAGGCAUUUUGCAUUGAGUCAUGUAGUUAAGUUUAGUUUUCUAGGGCUCCAGACUUCUGUCAUGGUGACUUUGUUGCUUUUGGGGCCCCAAGGCACUUGUCUAAAUAAAUAAACAAAUGAAAUGAAAUUGAAAUUAUCAAUAUGUUGCUGAAGGUAACACUAAUAUAAUUAAUAUAUUUGAUUUUUCUCAUCUUUUUUAUCUGUUGUAUUUAUUAUUCUAAUAAGGUUAGAAAUUGAUGAUAUUUCUUUUGUUUGCCUCUUUGAUUGAAAGCAUUGAGUUACCUAUAUUCAGGAAUCUUUGUGUACAGUAACAGACUUUGUUUGUCAGGUGAAAUGUUUAAUCAGACUUGAAAUGUUUAGUCAACCCAUGCCUGAGAGACAGAAGUAAGGAACACACUACAUUUGUGUUAACUAUAGCUGAUGUAGCUUGUCAACAUCUGAAUUUGGUGGUACUGUAAGCAUUGGAAUAGUAUCAGCAUGUUAAUUACUCUGUGGAAUCCUUUACUAAUUCAAAUUUGAGUGUACAAUGAGUCAAAAUAGGCCAUAAUGAGAGUGCAUAUUUUCUUUUAAAAAGUUAUAAUUUUAUGAUCAUUUUGACAGUGGUGUAUCUAUGGGUGUGUGUAGUGAGGUUGGGGGAGGGGGUAGUUGCAUGGACCCCUAACAUAAAAAAACUAGCAUCCAACUAUUCGUCCUCCCGCAUUUAAAAUGUUCAAAGCAAAAAAAAAAAACAUGCUCAACAAGUAAUUAUAUUUUACCUCAUAUCACCAUCUUUUGCAAGCUAGCUUUUGCUCACUUAAUCAUCAUAGGGCACCUUUUCACCUUCACACCCCCAUCAGCGCCCCCCCUCCCCAUUUCAAGGCUCCUCAAUAAGCCACUGUAUUUGAUGAUAAAAGUUGAAUUUCUUUGGUUGAACUGUUAACUGCAUCUUUAAAAUCAAUAUUUACCAGUGUUGUCAGUUUGUACAGAAGAGGUGGAUUUGAUGCACACUUUGUACAGUAUAUGCUAGUAAAGAUUAUUUUUGUUGAUUAAUAGAAAAAAUUAAGAAUUAUUAGGCAGUGCUGUUUGAAAAUCAAUCAAUCGAUCUCAUAGUGCAAUGUUUACCUUUAUACCUCCUAAUGUACAUUAUUCAUAGAAUACUUAGUCGGCUGUUUGAGAUUGUAGUUUAUAAAUGCUUGAGUAUAGACACUGAAAAUUUAAAUCAAAAAUUAGCCUGUUCUGGAAUACUCUGCUCCACCUCUUUUCUUUCCUUCUACCUUAUUUUUUGGGGAUUGCGGCCCCACUCUGGAUUCACCCCUGAUAUUAACACACCUUCAUUACAUACAGGAAAGCCUGAUGCACGCUGUGUUGGCAUUUUCACGAGAUGACAACAAUGGCCACACAUUGCGCAAUAAAUAAUUUUCUACAGUAAUUUAUUCAAAUAAGAGUACACUUGUAUAUACUGUAUCAUUAUAAGAAAAAAUAAUGCUUAAAAAGGAAUGACGUUUCGACUCCAUCUUGAAAUUAUUCUCAUGUUCAAGUGACAAAGUGAGAUACAAAAUUAAAGAUUAUAUUUAUAACAGAUAUAUAAUAUACUUGCUCAUAAAUUCCUCUGUUUUUCUCUUGGUCCAGGCCUGAUAUUUCUGCUGCAAAGUUUCUAGUAUUUACACUUGUGUAUCAGGAAUGGCGCCAGGCGGGGUGGGGGGGGGGGGCUACUGCCACCUCUCCUGGUCUCACACUUGUGCCACUCUUGGUAUGUACCCAUUUAAGAAAACUUGAUGUGGCAUCUUUAACCUAGUGUGUAGAUAUUUCAUAUUUCAACAAGUUGUGACUUACAAGUUAAUAUUGUGUGCUUAUUACAAUGAGAUAGUAAUGCAAAAAAAUAACAUUUGAUAUAGCAUUGUUUUAUUAAUAAUUAAUGUUAAAUUAGUAAAAGAAAUUCAUGCAUUCUAUAUUUAUUUAUUUAUUAAUUUUUUUUUUUUUUUUUUUUUUGUGGAACCUGUAGAAAGAAUGUUUUUUUUUUUUCUAGGAAAUAUUGUUUUUAGUCAAGUUAAGUAUUCUAAUAUUAUAGAUUCUUUUGAAUUUAUCUAUGUGGAUGCUAUUAAAUGUUUCUCAUAAAUGUAAUUUUGUAUAUCAACAUAUCAAUACCACUUUCGGGUAUUUAAUAGAAGGAUACCGGUAUUAAUUUCUUUGUCUGGAAAUUUAAGCGGCAAUCCAAUAUAUUACCCUCAAAGUGGUAGGUGCCUUUAGUGAAGCCCUUUAAUAAUGUUCACAUUUCUGAUCAGAAGAGCCUGUCUAACUGAUUGACUUGUUCACAUACGUUGAGCGAUGAAUGCUUGCUUACCUAAACCACAAUUUGCUGCUCAAUUUAGUGAAUAUAUAAAUGUUAUUUUAGCAUUUACUUAUUUAUGUGUAAGUAGGAUACAUUGCCUGUUUUAAUGAAGUUGGUGGUGUAUAUUAUUUUGUUCGUAAGAAAAAUAAAAGAAGCAAAAAAAAUGUUUCGAAAUGCUGUUUACUUGAUAAUAGGUAACAAUGUUGAAUUCAAGUUGUAAUAAAAUGUAAUGAAAAAUAUUGAAUU
Anneissia japonica is the source of this 4004-nucleotide messenger RNA. Its product is annotated as REST corepressor 3-like. The coding region runs from base 82 to 1338 and encodes 418 amino acids. Gene Ontology annotation, molecular function: transcription corepressor activity. The transcript is spliced from 9 exons. NCBI's taxonomy places the organism in Eukaryota, Metazoa, Echinodermata, Crinoidea, Comatulida, Comatulidae. Gene Ontology annotation, biological process: negative regulation of DNA-templated transcription; regulation of transcription by RNA polymerase II. Gene Ontology annotation, cellular component: transcription regulator complex; histone deacetylase complex. The record is from RefSeq and is a predicted model, not a curated record.